AUGGCAGAAGAGUUAUUAACUUCGCGUUCUUUGCCUUCAGUUAGCCAAGAGAACAAUUCCAGUGGACGUGCUUUCGCUGUAAAAGACAGAAAAACCGAAAGCAAGGCUAUUGAGCAACGUCUUGCGUGGGAAGUGGUGGAUGAAACCGAAUGGGCAGAACUAAAGUUAUUGCAUAAGAAACCACAUGGACAUGGACGCAGGAAUAUCAUGCUUCCCAAUACAACAAAUUCAAAGACAACCGGAGCCUCAAGGCUUAAGUCGGAUCGUUACAGUCAUCGUUCUUUAAAAACAGGAGACAUGAAACUGCCUAAACAGGACAUGAAUAGAUCGGGUGUUUUGAACUCAGCUUCUCCGGGUCACAAUCCAAAUCAUUUGUCUCGAAGUGAGCCGACCUCGGUAGCCCGCAUGCCAUUCUUGUCACCAAGAUCACGAGCUUUUACUGAACCUUGCUUACAUUCGUCUUUAGAAGACAACAGUACGACAGUUCAUGGAAAAUCGUUUCGAGAAAACCUUAGCGUGAUUUAUCGUCAACAAAAGGGGAUGAGAAAGCUGGAGUAUGAUAAUAUGGCCUCAAGGCAAGCGUUAAGUGAUGCUCAAGAUUUAAUACGCGACCUGAAAUCAAAAAUUGAGAAAAGGAAUAAAUACAUUAGGGACAGGCAUAAGAAGGAAGGAGACCUCAUUCACGAUCUCGAGACAUUAAGAAAAGAAAGAGAUGAAAAGCUGUUCGAGUAUAAGCAAAUAAUGAAAACUAUGAACGAAGCUUUAUCGCUGAAGGACAAAUCUCUUGAAGACACUGAGGCGGAGAGAACGCAGACUGAAAGUGUUUAUCAAGAUCACUUGAAAGAAAAUACUGAUCUGAUGAGAAAAAUUGAAGCACGGGAAAAGCAAAUAAAACAAUUGAAAGAAAAGACAGAGAAAGCAUCGAAAUGGAAGGCUAAUGUUCGACAAUGA
Molecule: messenger RNA, 951 nt
Organism: Porites lobata
Lineage: Eukaryota; Metazoa; Cnidaria; Anthozoa; Scleractinia; Poritidae
Source: the annotation of a GenBank genome assembly